UUUCAAUGAAAACUUUUUCAUUCAAAGAACCACUCAUUCAUUGAUUUUGGUCUCAAAAGUGAGGUUUCAGUGAAUUAUCGUUUCAUUGGAUUUCUGUGACAAUCGUCUCAAUAGAUUAGCCGAUAAUCAGUUGUCGACGAUAUUUGAUCCGUCAGUACGAAGACUGCACUGAAAGCACAGUUGAUUUGAUCCCAUAAUGGCUUCCAACGCAAUGUCCGCUCAGGCCAUCCGCCAGACAUUCAUCGACUUCUUUAAAGACAAAUACAGUCAUCUGUACGUCAAGUCUUCGUCGGUUAUACCACACGAAGAUCCGACUCUACUGUUCACCAACGCGGGGAUGAAUCAGUUUAAGCCCAUAUUCUUGGGAACCGUUGACCCGAACAGUGAUUCUUCGAAAUACCGACGAGUGGUGAACAGCCAGAAGUGUAUCCGCGCCGGCGGUAAACACAACGACUUGGAUGACGUCGGCAAAGAUAGCUAUCACCACACGUUCUUUGAAAUGCUGGGCAACUGGUCUUUCGGAGACUUCUUCAAGAAGGAGAUCUGCUGCUGGGCUUUCGAGCUCUUGACACAAGUGUAUGGUUUGUCGAAAGACAGACUAUAUGUGACCUAUUUUGGUGGUAACGCCGACAGUGGCUUAGAGGCUGACGAGGAGUGUCGCCAGAUUUGGCUGGACUUAGGGCUGCCAUCAGAGCGAGUGCUGCCCUUUGGAAUGAAAGACAAUUUCUGGGAAAUGGGUGAAACAGGUCCGUGUGGUCCCUGUUCUGAGAUACACUUCGACCGCAUCGGUGGCAGAGAUGCCGCAUCGCUGGUCAAUAUGGACGACCCGGAUGUCAUUGAAAUCUGGAAUCUGGUGUUCAUUCAAUUCAAUCGAGAAACCGAUGGUUCACUCAAACCAUUGCCUAAGAAACACGUGGACACAGGAAUGGAAACCGAUGGUUCACUCAAACCAUUGCCUAAGAAACACGUGGACACAGGAAUGGGUUUCGAGCGACUGGUGUCUGUGAUUCAGCAAAAGACCUCCAAUUAUGACACGGAUUGCUUCGUUCCCAUCUUCAAUGCCAUUCAAGAGUAUACAGGCGUCCGGUCCUAUACUGGCAAAGUAGGCGCCGAUGACGUGGACGGCAUUGAUAUGGCUUAUCGAGUGGUUGCAGAUCACGCCCGCACUCUAACCAUUGCUUUAUCAGACGGCGGCCGACCCGACAAUAUAGGGAGGGGUUAUGUCCUCCGAAGAAUACUACGGCGCGCCGUUAGGUUUGUUGAGAAACUGGGCGGAAAGCCGGGAGUAUUUGCCUCAUUAGUGCCGGUUGUGAUCGAAUCACUCGGCGGUGUAUUUCCUGAACUGACAAAAGAUCCGCAAAAUGUGAUGAAUAUUAUCAAUGAAGAAGAGGUCCAGUUCUUGAAAACCCUUUCCAGAGGAAAGCGAUUAUUGGAGCGAACCAUAGAUAAAAUGAAAGCUCAAAAGGUAUUGCCCGGAGAUAUCGCGUGGAGGCUAUACGACACGUACGGCUUUCCGCUCGACUUAACACAACUAAUGGUUGAAGAGAAAGGCUUUUCAGUGGAUGUGAAGGCAUACGAGAGCAGUAAAUCUGAGGCACAACUGAAAUCCCAAAGUAAAUCGUCUCAAUUCGACUCCGGAAUUGAUUUGGACGUCCACUCGAUCGCCGAAUUGAGGGAUAGUUUGAAAAUUGAUUCGACAAAUGAUUUGCCGAAAUAUGAUUACAAGUCUGUCGACGAGAAACCCAACUCUGUCUACGAGUUUGCGAAAUGCGAGGCAACUGUUGUCGCCAUCAGAAAGAAUAAGCAGUUCGUCAAAGAGGUUGUCAGUGGAGACGAGUGUGGAGUCAUUUUGGAUAAGACGUCGUUCUAUGCGGAGGCCGGCGGACAGGAAUACGACACCGGAUUCAUGACUAAAGAGACCACAGGUUCUGAUGAAGAGGAGACUGAGUUUGAAGUGCGAGAAGUGAAAGUACACGGCGGGUAUGUCCUGCAUAUCGGUCGCAUCGGGUGCGGUGUCCUAAGGGUUGGCGACACAUAUAAACUGCAAAUCGAUGAACAAAGACGUAAACUCAUAAUGAAUAACCACACGGGAACUCAUGUCUUGAACUAUGCAUUGCGCUCUGUAUUGGCAACUGAGGCCAACCAAAAAGGAUCGCUCGUGUCGUCCGAUAAACUCCGAUUUGAUUUCACUAAUAAUGGCGCAAUGAAUGCCUCUCAAGUGAAACAAACAGAAAGUAUUGCCCAACAAAUGAUUGCUAAGAAUGAAGUGGUUUUCGCAAAGGACUCAUCGCUUGUAUCCGCCAAAGCUGUUCAAGGCUUACGCGCAGUGUUUGACGAGACAUAUCCCGAUCCGGUCAGAGUUGUCUCGAUUGGAGUGUCUGUUGAGGACUUGUUGUCAGACCCAACAGGACCGGCGGGAACGCAGACAUCCGUAGAAUUUUGUGGCGGAACUCAUCUGAAGCGAAGCGGACAUAUCGGAGACUUUGUUAUCGCGAGUGAAGAGGCCAUCGCUAAAGGCAUUCGUCGAAUCGUCGCACUCACGGGUCCCGAAGCCACCAAAGCUUUAAAUAAAGCAAAACUUUUAGAUAAAUCUGUCGCUGAUCUGAAGACGUCGUUAGGAAGCAAAACCAGUCAAGAGUUUUAUAAAGAGAAUGUCAAACAGAUCGUGGAACUCAUUGAAGAGGUCUCGCAGUCGAGUGUCUCGUAUUGGAAAAGAGAGGAACUGAGGAACGAAUUAAACCAAAUGAAGAAGCAGUUGGAUUCGGUGGACAGGGCUAACAAAGCCCAACAAAUGACACAAGUGGUCGAAACUGCUAAGUCGUUGGCCCAACAGUUCAAAGGAACCAAAUUUCUGGUCACGGCUUUGGACGCCGGCUCUAAUGCUAAGGCUCUCGACUCAGCCCUUCGACAGAUCAGAACCCUAUCCCCAGAGACUGCGGCCAUGUUUUUCAGUGCUGACGAUACCAAAGUGAUUUGUUUGGCAUCCGUUCCCUCCAAUGCCGUCACUUCUGGUCUCAAGGCAAACGAAUGGGUCCAACAAAUCAUAGGAUCUAUUAAUGGGAAGGGAGGCGGAAAAGAGGAGUCAUCGCAGGCCAGCGGUACAAAUGUGGGCGCCAUUAAUGAUGCGAUACUUCUGUCCAAACAAUUUGCUGAAUUAAAGUUAGGAAAUAAUGCUUAGUUUGAAAUCAUUCUGUAAUUUAUACAUAUCUGGAGUUUUUGGUAAUUAAAUCAAUAAAACUUUUAUAAUUUUAUGGCAAUUAAUAA
Molecule: messenger RNA, 3264 nt
Organism: Oppiella nova
Lineage: Eukaryota; Metazoa; Arthropoda; Arachnida; Sarcoptiformes; Oppiidae
Source: the annotation of a GenBank genome assembly